Daphnia magna is the source of this 1270-nucleotide messenger RNA. Its product is annotated as ankyrin repeat family A protein 2. The coding region runs from base 201 to 1019 and encodes 272 amino acids. Gene Ontology annotation, biological process: regulation of gene expression. The transcript is spliced from 6 exons. Lineage: Eukaryota; Metazoa; Arthropoda; Branchiopoda; Diplostraca; Daphniidae. Gene Ontology annotation, cellular component: nucleus. The record is from RefSeq and is a predicted model, not a curated record. Gene Ontology annotation, molecular function: protein binding.
UCUGUUGUCAAUUUUACAGUUUAUUCCCGUGGAAAAAAGAUGCCAUUUCGAUUCAGCCCAUCUACCGGGACUAUCUAGUAACUAAUCAUAAUCACAACAACAAACAACAUUGCGAAUUGAGCAUUUGCGUGUCAAAGGAGAAAAUAUACGCAAUUACAUAAAACAUAACUAUAAGGAAGUGUGUUUGUUUUGGGAACGAAAUGGAUGUAGGUGGAUCCUCAUCCAAUUCUUCUUCCAAAAGAGUCAGAAAACUCCGGCAAUGUAGUGGUGAUUCCACCAAGAGUGAACCUACUGAAGCAUCUUCAGAAAGUGAUUUCGAUCCCAGUGGAUCACAUCAAAAAGGAGAAAGUGGUAGGAGAAGAUGUGAUCGACAGAAGCAGCCAGGUCUGAAGUUUGCAGCCUUGGCCUAUGAGAGCAACUUUGAUGAUGGAGAACACAAGAGUGCAUUUCUCCCGUAUCGGCCCAGAACAGUUCUCACCAAUCUCCAGAGAGGAAAUGUCCAGACUGAAGCAGUUGUUGUCAAUCCUGUGCAGCUGAGCUUUCACCAGCGUGCUGGGAAAGGUGAAAUUACUAAAGCAGAUAUAGAUGCUGGUACAAAUGACAUUAAUGGUUUGGAUGAGAGAGGCCUAACGCCGCUAAUGUGGUCUUCAGCGUACGGCCAAGUUCCAACAGCCGCCCUGUUACUUAAAGCUGGAGCUCUCCAUUCCAUUAAAGGCCCAGACGGUGAAACUGCUAUCCAUCUGGCUGCAGCUGGUGGACAUACGGACAUAAUCAGGCUGUUGAUUGGAGCCGGAGCUUCCGUCAAUGAGAUCGAUGACAAUUCCAAUACCCCAAUGAUGUUUGCCGCCCAUGGUAAUCAUCCACAUGCUCUCAACGAGCUGCUGAAUAACGGUGGGGAUAUAACGAUGACUAACCUCAACGAUGAUUCUGCCCUGAGUAUCGCCCUGAAACGCGCCAGCAAGGAAGCACAGAAUGUCAUAGAAGGCUACUUGUUCAUGCUACUUCAACCUCAAAGCUAAAAACUAUUUGUCAUUAUCAUGUUGUACCAGAUAUCAUCAUCACCCUUUACACAUAGACUUGUUAUAAUAGAUAUAGACUUCACAGCUAUCACACUUUCAUCAUUCAUCUCAAAAUCAUGGAAGCUUUAAAGGAUUGUGAAAGCAACAACAAGAUGUGCCAAUUUUUCUGUCCUGUUUGUUACAAUAAUCAGUAAAUAAUUCUCUUUACCAUACUCUAAAUGUUCCAAAUAAAAAUGUAUGUCUGAACCACA